Molecule: messenger RNA, 1941 nt
Organism: Pteropus alecto (black flying fox)
Lineage: Eukaryota; Metazoa; Chordata; Mammalia; Chiroptera; Pteropodidae
Gene: VMA12
Product: transmembrane protein 199
Exons: 6
Coding region: 51-677 (208 amino acids)
Biological process (GO): vacuolar proton-transporting V-type ATPase complex assembly
Cellular component (GO): endomembrane system
Source: RefSeq, a predicted model, not a curated record
GGCUGGCGGAAAUGCACACUCGGGUCACCUGACCGUAGGGUUGAGUAGAAAUGGCGUCUUUCUUGAUUGCUGGUGAGCGGCUCGUGCGCGCUUUGGGCCCCGGCGGGGAGCUGGAGCCAGAGCAGCUGCCCCGGAAGUUGCGGGCAGAGCUUGAGGCCGCGCUGGGGAAGAAGCACAAGGGUGGUGAUCGCCCCAGUGGUCCCGCACGCCUGGUUUCCUUCCGCCUGAUCCGCGAUCUGCACCAGUACCUAAGAGAAAGAGAUUCCACAUUGUACCUUCAUGAGCUCCUAGAAGGCAGUGAAAUCUAUCUCCCAGAGGUGGUGAAGCCUCCUAGGAACCCAGAACUAGUUGCCCGUCUGGAGAAAAUUAAGAUACAGCUGGCCAAUGAGGAAUAUAAGCGGAUCACCCGCAAUGUUACCUGUCAGGAUUCAAGGCAUGGUGCAAUUCUUAGUGACCUGGGAAAGCAAGUGAGGUCAGUGAAAGCUCUGGUCAUCACCAUCUUCAACUUCAUUGUCACGGUGGUAGCUGCCUUUGUCUGUACUUAUCUUGGAAGCCAGUAUGUCUUCACAGAAAUGGCCUCGCGGGUACUGGCUGCGUUGAUCGUCGCCUCUGUGGUGGGUCUGGCUGAGCUGUAUGUCAUGGUGCGGGCAAUGGAAGGCGAGUUGGGAGAGAUAUAACUGGUGCUUCAUCAUUGAAGUCUGGAGAGGGUUUGGAGGAGCUCCAGGCUCCCAGCUGCCUAUCACUGACUCUCCGUCUACCCAUCAGGCUCUUUAUACUCAGCUGUGGUUGGUCAGGGCCGAGCCAGGGCUACCUGCUCUUACUGUAGGGAGCCCCAUCCUCUGUCAGUUGCCAGAAGUCUGUCAGUAUAUUCUCCUGACGCUGGUGCCCAUCUGCCUUCUCCAAUAUGUUCUGGGCAUUGCUGGGGAUGGGUUUUUUCCAUCAAUAGUAAAUAGAAUCCAGGCCUUCCCAGAAGUGGACCAUACUGCCUUGAACUUGCCCAAGUGCACAAAUAAAUCGUCAUCCUUGCUCCACACAUCCUUGAUACAGACCUGUAACUUAGCUCUGAAGCCUCCAAGAAAGCGAAAAGGAUUCUCUUUCUCCAGUUUGUGCUGGAAGAGGAACUGAUCAGAGGACACCGAAUAAGAGAAAAACAGGUUGGUACAGGAUGGCAGAAUUGAAAAGAAAGCAGCUACCUUUUUGGAAUCUUAGUUUCUGAAUUCAUCCUCUUCCUUCUGCUUGCCUUUUUCAGGUUUUCUAAAUGCUUCUGCCUGUCUCUAUCACUCACCAGCCCUCCUUAAACUUCCCAUCUUCCUGUCACCCUUGUCUCCUAAAUGAAAACAAUUCAGAUGGCAAAACAGUACAUCUCCUUUUAAUUGCAAAAUCCCUUGUACUUGUUUGUGUUUGUGGGGAGAGUAUGCCUACUGUGGAUUGUCUCAACUAGUAAAGGGAGACGUUCCUUUUGGACAGGACCUAUUUUCAUAUAUGUAUAUAUGAAUAGAAAUAAGCAUACACGUAAAUAUGUAUACAUAAUGUACACAUUACAGAUGUGUAUGCAUGUUAUACAUAAGCCUGAAGUAGGAUAUUUUAUGUGGGUUCUUAAACAUUUUUGAGUGAGUAUAAAAAAUAUUGUGUAAAUGCUCACAGUUGACUAUUUUACAUAGUUUCUUUUGGUCUUUACAACAAUCCCAGAGAUUGGAAAAGGAAAUGAUUUAGGCCCCUUUUCCAGAAGACAAAACGGACUGAGAGAGAUCAAAUGACCCACUGUGGUUCUUGCUCUGUUAAAUGGAGCCAAAGACCUGCUAGGUGGUCCUGAAGUCUCUGUGUAAUACUAAACUUCUUUGAACUUCUUUGAACUUAGAUUGGUGAUAUGAUGACAUAUCUGUAUAAGGCACUUAAAAAUGAUAUCAGUGUUAGUUAUUUAUCCAAUAAAUAUUUAUUGUA